This is a messenger RNA of Gadus morhua (Atlantic cod), 5328 nucleotides long. It is a transcript of the gene rptor, whose product is annotated as regulatory associated protein of MTOR, complex 1. The coding region runs from base 457 to 4527 and encodes 1356 amino acids. Gene Ontology annotation, cellular component: cytoplasm; TORC1 complex. Gene Ontology annotation, biological process: regulation of autophagy; cellular response to amino acid stimulus; positive regulation of cell growth. The transcript has 36 exons. Gene Ontology annotation, molecular function: protein-macromolecule adaptor activity; protein binding. The record is from RefSeq and is a predicted model, not a curated record. NCBI's taxonomy places the organism in Eukaryota, Metazoa, Chordata, Actinopteri, Gadiformes, Gadidae.
GCAUUCUGGGUCCAUACCAAGAUGGCUGCGCCCUUGCCGAAGUGCUGAAGAAGUGCCUCCCAGAGAAAUUUCCAGGAAUUUCGGUGGAAUUGGCGUUCACAACACCACGAAUUCACACAACGCGAAACACACACAGCGACACAACCAACCCGCAAACUCCCAAAGUGACACGAGUCGGUCCUUCCCGUGGCUGUGGCAGACUGUCGGUGUGAAGAUGGGCCUCAUCUGGAGCCCCUUCCCGUAGCGAACCGCCGUGGGGAGAGGACCCGCAGGUUCCCCUGCAAACACCUGCCCGUAGAACUUGGACUUGACGGCUUUGACAUCAUCUAUAGACUGUGGACGCUACCGUACAACUUCUUGUGCAGAAUUGUCUGUGCGACCGUGUCUGUCAUCGUGAGAACGCGACGAGGUCCCCCCAUCCCGAUAGAGAACCGCACCGCACUGCCAAGGGCCUUAAUGAAAAUGGACGUGGAUUUGCAUUCACCGGCUGUGGGACUGGCUGAGGAAGAGGAGCCCGACCUCAGUGACUGGAAGCUCCCCUUGGCCUUCAUGAAGAAACGCCACUCGGAGAAGAUUGAGGGCUCCAAGGCCCUGGCACAGAGCUGGAGGAUGAAAGACCGGAUGAAGACGGUGAGCGUGGCCUUGGUGCUGUGUCUCAACGUGGGAGUGGACCCCCCCGACGUGGUGAAGACCUCCCCUUGUGCCAGGCUGGAGUGCUGGAUAGAUCCUCUGUCGAUGAGUCCCCAGAAGGCCCUGGAGACCAUCGGAGCCAACCUGCAGAAGCAGUACGAGAACUGGCAGCCAAGAGCGCGCUACAAACAGAGCCUGGACCCCACGGUGGACGAGGUGAAGAAGCUGUGCACGUCGCUGCGGCGCAACGCCAAGGAGGAGCGCGUCCUGUUCCACUACAACGGCCACGGGGUCCCCCGGCCCACCGUCAACGGGGAGAUCUGGGUCUUCAACAAGAACUACACCCAGUACAUCCCCCUCUCCAUCUACGAUCUGCAGACCUGGAUGGGAAGCCCAUCCAUCUUUGUGUACGACUGCUCCAACGCGGGCAUCAUCGUCAAGUCCUUCAAACAGUUCGCCCUGCAGAGGGAGCAGGAACUCGAGGUGGCCGCCAUCAACCCUAACCACCCCCUGGCCCAGCUGCCGCUGCCCCCCUCCAUGAAGAACUGCAUCCAGCUGGCGGCCUGCGAGGCCAGCGAACUGCUGCCCAUGAACCCUGACCUCCCCGCCGACCUCUUCACCUCCUGCCUCACCACGCCCAUCAAGAUCGCCCUGCGAUGGUUUUGUAUGCAGAAGAGUGCCAAGCUGGUUCCAGGUGUCACGCUAGACCUCAUAGAGAAGAUCCCUGGCAGACUCAAUGACAGACGCACUCCCCUCGGGGAACUCAACUGGAUCUUCACCGCCAUCACUGACACCAUCGCGUGGAACGUGCUUCCUAGAGAUUUGUUUCAGAAGCUGUUCCGGCAGGACCUGCUGGUGGCCAGCCUGUUCCGUAACUUCCUAUUGGCCGAGAGGAUAAUGCGGUCGUACAACUGCACGCCCGUCAGCAGCCCCCGCCUGCCCCCGACGUACAUGCACGCCAUGUGGCAAGCCUGGGACCUGGCCGUCGACAUCUGCCUCUCCCAGCUCCCCACCAUCAUGGAGGAGGGCACAGCCUUCAGACACAGUCCGUUCUUCGCCGAGCAGCUGACGGCCUUCCAGGUGUGGCUCACGAUGGGCGUGGAGAACAGGAGCCCCCCCGAGCAGCUCCCCAUCGUCCUACAGGUGCUGCUCAGCCAGGUGCACCGUCUGCGAGCGCUGGACCUGCUGGGCCGCUUCCUGGACCUGGGACCCUGGGCCGUCAGUCUGGCGCUCUCCGUGGGGAUCUUCCCCUACGUGCUGAAGCUGCUCCAGAGCUCGGCCAGAGAGCUCCGUCCCCUGCUCGUCUUCAUCUGGGCGAAGAUCCUGGCCGUGGACAGCUCAUGUCAGGCUGACUUGGUGAAGGAUAACGGUCACAAGUACUUCCUGUCGGUGCUGGCUGACAGCUACAUGCCGGCGGAGCAUCGCACAAUGGCUGUGUUCAUAUUGGCCAUCAUCGUCAACAGUUACACUACGGGACAGGAGGCCUGUCUGCAGGGCAACCUGAUCGCCAACUGUCUGGAGCAGUUGUCGGACCCCCACCCCCUGCUGCGCCAGUGGGUGGCCAUCUGCCUGGGCCGCAUCUGGCAGAACUUUGACUCGGCGCGCUGGUGCGGCGUCCGGGACAGCGCCCACGAGAAGCUCUACAUCCUGCUCUCAGAUCCCAUCCCCGAGGUGAGGUGUGCGGCGGUCUUCGCUCUGGGGACCUUCGUAGGGAACUCUGGGGAGCGGACGGACCACUCCACCACCAUCGACCACAACGUGGCCAUGAUGCUGGCGCAGCUCAUCAACGACGGCAGCCCGGUGGUCCGCAAGGAGCUGGUGGUGGCUCUCAGUCACCUGGUGGUCCAGUAUGAGAGUAACUUCUGCACCGUGGCGCUGCAGUUCAUCGAGGAGGAGAAGAACUACUCGGCCCCCUCGCCGGCCAACACAGCCGAGCCGGGCAGCCUGACCCCGGGGCGGGACAGCCCGGCCGUCCCCCGGCUGCGCUCUGUCAACUCCUACACCAACAUCCGGGCGGCCACCACGGCCCGCAACCUCAACAAGAGCCUGCAGAACCUCAACGUCAACGAGGAGGGGGGGCCAGCGGCCCUCUCCCCAGGUAACCUGAGCACCAGCAGCAGCGCCAGCAGCACCCUGGGGAGCCCCGACAACGACGAGUACAUCCUCUCCUUCGAGACCAUCGACAAGAUGAGGCGGGUCUCCUCCUACUCCUCGCUCAACUCCCUCAUAGGUGUGUCCUUCAACAGCGUCUACACCCAGAUCUGGAGGGUGCUGCUCCACCUGGCUGCGGACCCCUUCCCAGAGGUCUCUGACCUGGCCAUGAAGGUCCUCAACAGCAUCGCGUACAAGGCUACGGUGAACGCCCGGCCGCAGAGGAUCCUUGACUCGGGCUCGUUAACGCAAUCAGCUCCGGCCAGCCCCACCAGUAAGGGUACUCACAUCCACCAGGCCAGCUGCAGUGGCUCCCCUCCCAUGCCCAGCCCCACCAGCUCCAGCCUGACCAACGAGGUCCCCAAGCCCCCCACCAGGGAGCCCCCCACCGCUGCCCGGCCCCCCUACACCCCCACCCUGGGGGGCCAGGCCCCGCACUCGCACCAGUUCCCCCGCACCCGCAAGAUGUUUGAUAAGGGGCCUGAACAGGCUGAUGACGGGGAUGAUGCGGGCCACAAGCACUACAUCACUGCUCUCCAAACAGGCCUGUGUGACUGGAGCGCCAAAUACUUCGCCCAGCCAGUCAUGAAGGUCCCGGAGGAGCUCGACCUGGAGAGCCAGGUGCGGAUGGAGAGGCAGUGGAGGUUCCUGAGGAACGCCCGCGUGAGGAGGCGGAGCCACCGCAUCACACAGCGAGGCAUCUCUCGUCUCGACGACCAGAUCUUCAUCAACCGCAACCCUGGGGUCCCGUCGGUGGUCAAGUUCCACCCCUACAACGCCUGCAUCGCCGUGGCCGACAAGGAUAGCAUCUGCUUCUGGGACUGGGAGAAGGGCGAGCGGCUGGACUACUUCUACAACGGCAACCCGCGCUACACGCGCAUCACGGCCAUGGAGUACCUGAACGGGCACGACUGCUCCCUGCUGCUCACUGCCACAGACGACGGCGCGCUGCGGAUCUGGAAGAACUUUGCGGACCAGAGGAACCCGGAGAUGGUGACGGCGUGGCAGGGCCUGUCUGACAUGCUGCCCACCACCCGAGGCCAGACCUCCAGCACACACAGUCUGGCCAGAAGGGUCUCCAUCUAUCUCGACCGCAGUAAACAAGGAGGCGCGGGCAUGGUGGUGGACUGGGAGCAGGACACCGGGCUGCUCAUGACCUCCGGGGACGUCCGCGUCAUCCGCAUCUGGGACACGGAGCGGGAGAUGAAGGUCCAGGACAUCCCGACGGGAGCGGACAGCUGCGUGACCAGCCUGUCCUGUGACUCCCAGCGCUCCCUCAUCGUGGCGGGGCUGGGGGACGGCUCGGUGCGCGUGUACGACCGCAGGAUGGGCCCCAACGAGUGCCGCAUCAUGACGUACCGGGAGCACGGGGCGUGGGUGGUCAAAGCCCACCUCCAGAAGCAGACUGACGGACACAUCAUCAGCGUCAGUGUGAACGGGGACGUGCGGUUCUUCGAGCCGCGGUCGCCGGACUCGGUCAACGUGCUGCAGACGGUGAAGGGACUGACGGCGCUGGACAUCCACCCCCAGGCCAACCUCUUCGCCUGCGGCUCCAUGAAUCAGUUCAUCGCGGUGUACAACUCCAACGGGGACGUGAUCAGUAACAUCAAGUACUACGACGGGUUCAUGGGCCAGAGGAUCGGCGCCAUCAGCUGCUUAGCCUUCCACCCCCACUGGCCUCACCUGGCAGUGGGAAGCAACGACUACUACAUGUCCAUCUACUCGGCUGAGAAGAGGCUCAGAUAACAACGUGCCAGCGUCGGUCGCCUUCCUCCUCCACCUCCCUCCUCCUCCUCCUCCACCUCCCUACGGACCCCCCCCCCCCCCCCCAACCCCACCACCUCCACCUCUACCACCCCCCCCACCCCUCUGAAGCUGCGUCGGCCGCGGCGUAGCGGGGGCUGUAAAUUAUGUUCUAGUGUACAUAUGCAAUCGCCAAAACCCCGAAUGUCCCCCCCCCCCCCCCCCCCCCCCCUAGUUACCCAGACGGCUGCUGACCAGAGACUCCCCCGAUGAACAAACUCUAUAUUAUUAUUAUUAUAAUUAUUAUUCAUUUAUUCCUCAUUCUUGUGAUGAAGCUGAUGAUUGUAGGUCGCGGGCCUCGCCGAGAAGGAGAGCGUGUACAUUAAAAAGAAAAAAAAAAAAAAAAAAAAAAGGAAGAGGACGAUCAGCGUGCGUACACACCAACGAGGAAGGAGUUCUAUUUUAAGAAGACAGUACCCGCGCGUGACUGAGGCACUCGGCCCACGCCCCCCUCUUCCUCCUCUGCCCCCCCUAUGAGAGAAACAGUGACCCCCGGUGGCCUGGAGGCGGGGCAGGCCCCACCCGGUGGACCGCCGCCCUGGACCCGGAGCAGGGAGAUGGGUGCCAGGAGAUGGAGGGUGGGGGGGGGGGGGGGGGGGGACUCUCUCCGAGCUGGGUCAGGUUGUGCUACUGGAUCCACUGGUGUGGAUGAUGGACUCGAAUCCUUUAGCCAGGCCUUGACCAGGCAGGUGGUGUGUGUGUGUGUGUGUGUGUGUGUGUGUGUGUGUGUGUGUGUGUGUGUGU